AUGAGCGGUCGGCUACCAUUCAGUCAGUCUUUCUGGGAGGAGUUUCUCAUGGGUCGUGAGGGCCAUUUACCUGUUCUGCCGGAGCUAUCCCAUGUCAGUAAAGGCGUUAUUCGGAUCUUAGGUGGAAACCCAGGUAGCAUGCAUCUUCAAGGUACAAAUACAUAUCUCGUUGGAACUGGCAGGUCGCGCAUCCUGAUAGAUACAGCUCAAGGCCUCCCUGCCUGGAUAAACCGCAUAUCGUCGUUUCUGUCAACACAAAAGAUUGAGCUUUCCUACGUUCUCCUUACCCAUUGGCAUGGGGACCACACCGGCGGUGUCCCAGACUUGAUUGCACGAAACUCUUCCCUAGCAAACAAAAUAUACAAAAAUCAACCUGACUCAGGCCAAAGUCCAAUCACACAUGGGCAAAUUUUCUCCGUGGACGGCGCGACCGUGCGUGCGAUCCUUACACCCGGACACUCAGUAGAUCAUAUGUGCUUUCUGUUGGAGGAAGAAAACGCCCUUUUCACGGGGGAUAAUGUUCUAGGUCAUGGCUUCAGCGUCGCUCAGGAUUUAGGACGGUAUAUGGAUAGCCUAAGAGAUAUGGCUUCAUUGGGCUGCAGGAUUGGAUAUCCGGCACAUGGGGCUAUGAUUGAAAACCUACCAGGGAAGCUAGAGGAAUACAUCCAGCAUAGAGAGGGGCGGGAGCGGAUGAUGUUAUCCGCGCUGACAAGGCAUCGGGUCCGAGGUGAAGGGACCAGGGAUGAAAGGGUCAAAUACGGGCUAACGCUGAAUGAAAUUGUGCUGGCGGUAUAUGGAAGAUUACCACAGGAGGUAAUUGAGAAGGCUUUGGCGCCAUCGUUACUGCAGGUGCUGUGGAAAUUAACUGAAGAUCGGAUGGUGGGGUUUAAGCCAGGGGAUCCUCUCAAGCGACAAUGGUUUGCAUUAGAACAGAGACAACGAAACAAAGUACGUGGGUGUCGUGGCUAA
Molecule: messenger RNA, 969 nt
Organism: Trichophyton rubrum CBS 118892
Lineage: Eukaryota; Fungi; Ascomycota; Eurotiomycetes; Onygenales; Arthrodermataceae
Exons: 2
Coding region: 1-969 (322 amino acids)
Biological process (GO): secondary metabolite biosynthetic process; antibiotic catabolic process
Molecular function (GO): beta-lactamase activity; zinc ion binding
Source: RefSeq, a predicted model, not a curated record